Aureobasidium pullulans EXF-150 is the source of this 1751-nucleotide messenger RNA. Its product is annotated as aldehyde dehydrogenase. Gene Ontology annotation, molecular function: aldehyde dehydrogenase (NAD+) activity. The coding region runs from base 178 to 1641 and encodes 487 amino acids. The record is from RefSeq and is a predicted model, not a curated record. The transcript has 2 exons. NCBI's taxonomy places the organism in Eukaryota, Fungi, Ascomycota, Dothideomycetes, Dothideales, Saccotheciaceae.
GGUGAGGGAAACGUUGAUCUUCACCGAGCAUCAAGAACGUGUUCCUCGGCUCACUCGUUUCACGUAAGCGACUUGACUUGUCUCAAAUUCUCAAUUGCCUCUGGUCAUUGCUCGACCUACUAAAGCAGAGCCUUGUCCUCCCAUCUCGACUCUCGACACAGUACAUCCUCACACAUCAUGUCUCCCGGAAAGACCACCAACAUCUCAUUCGACAGCGACUUCGGCAACAUCGUCGAUGGCAAGUCACGCACCAAGUCAGACAACUACCACCAGGGUGUAAACCCCACUACCGGCGAAAAGCUCUGGGACGUCCCAAUCGCUACUCAGCAAGACGUCGACGAUGCAGUUGCCUCGGCACAGAAGGCCUUCCAGUCAUGGAGCGUCAAGACCAUUGAGGAGCGCAAGGAGCUGUUGAAGAACUUCCAGGAGCUGUGGGGCGGCUACCAAGAAGAAUUUACCACUCUUCUCUGCAAGGAGACUGGUAAGCCCAGACAGUUCGCCGCCAUGGAAGUUGGUGGCGUUGGUGCUUGGUUCGGUCACCACUUGACCCUCGAUGUCCCUGAAGAAAGAAUCGAAGACGACGAGAAGGUCAUGACAACAAGAUACAUGCCCCUGGGUGUUGUUGGCGCCAUCUGUCCCUGGAACUUCCCUUUGGUCCUGUCUUUCGGCAAGAUCAUCCCCGCUCUUCUUACCGGAUGCACCAUCAUCGUCAAGCCCUCACCUUUCACCCCUUACACAUCCCUCAAGGCCGUCGAGUUGUGCCAGGCCGUCUUCCCUCCCGGUGUCGUCCAGGUUCUCGGCGGCGAUGACAAGCUUGGUCCCAUGUUCACCGAGCACCCCGGUAUUGCCAAGAUCAGUUUCACCGGAAGCAUUGCUACCGGUAAGAAGAUCAUGGCUGCUUGCAGCAAGACCCUCAAGCGUGUAAACCUCGAGCUUGGCGGCAACGACGCCAGUAUCGUCAGAGAAGAUGUCGACAUUGAAGCUACCGCCCCUGAGCUUGUCAUGGGUGCCUUCCAAAACAGUGGUCAAGUCUGCGUUGCCACCAAGCGUAUCUACAUCCACGAGAAGAUUUACAGACCCAUGGUCGACGCAAUGGUCAAGGUCGCUGCUAGCCUCAAGGUCGGCAACCCUGACGACGAAGGAGCUAUGCUCGGCCCCAUCCAGAACGAGAUGCAGUACGAGAAGGUCAAGACUUUCUUCCAGGACAGCAAAGACAAGGGUUACAACUUCGUUGCUGGCAGCGCAGAUGUCGAGAAGAAGAAUGGAUUCUGGCUUCAGCCCGCCAUCAUCGACAACCCUCCCAAUGACAGCAAGAUCAUUCAAGAGGAGCAAUUCGGUCUGAUCUUGCCCGUUCAGCCUUACUCUGAUGAGGAGGAGGUCAUCAACCGUGCCAACGACACCAACGCUGGUCUUGGUGCCUGUGUCUGGAGCAAGGACGAGAAGGCUGCUGAGCGCAUUGCCCUUCGUCUGCAAGCCGGAAGCGUCUUCAUCAACUCAUUCGAGAAGCCCACUCCUCAGGCAUUGUUCGGUGGUCACAAGGAGAGUGGUAUCGGCGGUGGUGAAUGGGGUACACAGGGUCUGCUGUCUUACUGCAACCCUCAUGUGAUCCAUCUCUACAAGAGCAAGCAGAGCAAGCUCUAGAUGCAUCAAUAACAGGGUACGGCCCUCCACGGCCAACUUCCAUAGAGCAGCCCAUGUAAACAAGAAUACGAAUAAUGAGAUCAAUCACUUCUGCAAAACAAAACAGAAAG